Messenger RNA from Sphenostylis stenocarpa, 921 nucleotides. NCBI's taxonomy places the organism in Eukaryota, Viridiplantae, Streptophyta, Magnoliopsida, Fabales, Fabaceae. The record is from the annotation of a GenBank genome assembly.
AUGAAGGGUUCGAGCCGUUUCCUCACCAUCGGCCUCGUCUCCGCCUGGUACUUCUCCAACAUUGGGGUUUUACUCCUCAACAAGUACCUUCUCAGCAACUAUGGCUUCAAGUAUCCCAUAUUCCUCACCAUGUGUCACAUGACCGCUUGCUCCCUCUUCAGCUACGUUGCCAUCGCCUGGUUCAAGGUCGUUCCCAUGCAGACCAUUCGCUCCCGCCUCCAGUUCCUCAAGAUCGCCGCCCUUAGCCUCGUCUUCUGUGUCUCCGUCGUCUUCGGCAACGUCUCCCUCCGCUACCUCCCCGUCUCCUUCAACCAGGCUGUCGGCGCCACCACGCCCUUCUUCACCGCCGUCUUCGCCUACCUCAUCACCUUCAAGAGAGAGGCCUGGCUCACUUACCUCACCCUCGUCCCCGUUGUCGCCGGCGUCGUCAUUGCCAGCGGGGGUGAACCGAGCUUCCAUUUAUUUGGGUUUAUAGUAUGUGUUGCAGCUACAGCUGCACGAGCCUUAAAAUCCGUGUUGCAAGGAAUUUUACUUUCUUCUGAAGGAGAGAAGCUGAAUUCCAUGAACCUCCUUCUUUACAUGGCACCAAUUGCUGUUGUUUUCCUUCUCCCUGCUACACUAAUAAUGGAAGAAAAUGUGGUUGGCAUUACAUUGGCUCUUGCCAGAGAUGAUGUGAAGAUCCUUUGGUACCUGCUAUUUAAUUCAGCACUUGCUUAUUUUGUCAACCUGACCAAUUUCUUGGUCACCAAACAUACCAGUGCUCUUACCCUUCAGGUACUUGGGAAUGCUAAAGGGGCUGUAGCAGUUGUAGUUUCAAUUAUGAUAUUUAGAAAUCCAGUGUCAGUCACUGGAAUGAUGGGUUAUUCAUUCACAGUCCUUGGAGUUGUACUUUAUAGUGAAGCCAAAAAGCGAAGCAAGUGA